Molecule: messenger RNA, 450 nt
Organism: Mesorhabditis belari
Lineage: Eukaryota; Metazoa; Nematoda; Chromadorea; Rhabditida; Rhabditidae
Source: the annotation of a GenBank genome assembly
AUGCUUCGUCUUGUUUUCCACAAAAUUUUGAUUCAAGCCGCUCAGGAGCCUCAGGAGUCAGUUGAGACUCAUUCCGAACCAAAAAAGGGUUCAUACGAGUGGAAAAAGGCUCAUCUUACCCCGGAACAACUCGCUCGAACACCCGACAAUUCCGCCAAAUACAGUGGGGUCCCUCAAAUCCCUGUUGAUAUCGGAUACCGCUCAAGCAAGGACACUGCCGGAAAGAAAGAAUCGGGUGUCACCGCGCACGCGAUCAGCAAUCCAGCUGUUAUCAUUGGAAUGGGUUUAACCACAAUGGCAUUGAUUGGAAUGUUCAAAAAAUCGAUCAAAGGUGAUAGACUGGGAGCACAAAAAUACAUGCAAUACCGUAUCAUGGCUCAAUUCUUCACAGUGACCGCCCUCGUUGCUGGAGUCACGAUCUUUGCCUCGACGCCGGAAAAGGAGAAGAAU